Messenger RNA from Bombus pascuorum, 1607 nucleotides. Its product is annotated as putative odorant receptor 59c. Gene Ontology annotation, biological process: detection of chemical stimulus involved in sensory perception of smell; sensory perception of smell. The transcript has 5 exons. Gene Ontology annotation, molecular function: odorant binding; olfactory receptor activity. The coding region runs from base 334 to 1548 and encodes 404 amino acids. The record is from RefSeq and is a predicted model, not a curated record. Lineage: Eukaryota; Metazoa; Arthropoda; Insecta; Hymenoptera; Apidae. Gene Ontology annotation, cellular component: plasma membrane.
UUCAACAUAAUCAGAAGCACAAAUUAAAAUAGCUAUAACUUCUUAGCAGCUAUCAUACGUACGGAUGACUGACCACUUCUUAUUAAAAAUUUUACAACAUAUGCAGUUAACGUAGGGAGGGAUAUGAAUCAUUGCACGCACGCCAUCCACUUCACAGCAUUGCAACCGACAAUUUCCAAGCGACUAUACUUUUCAACUUUUCUAAAACAAGUUGUACCGACCAGACGAAUCGAUCGGUAGAACGAGUACCUAAAAAACACGCGCAAGCGUUGCGCUGCUCCAUGCAUCUCCCACUGACGCGCGGCUUCAUUCUAAUAACAACUUCACUCCGCGAUGUCGAACGAAGCAGUGAUCAUAGAAGCUGACAGCAACAGUGACUACAGUCUUCAAUUAAAUCGAUGGUUCUUGAAACCGAUCGGUGCAUGGCCAUCGUCUCCGUCCACGACAAGACUGGAAAAGAUUGUUUCAUUUAUUUUAAACAUCAUUUGCUUCACCUCCGUAAUCAUCACUGCGAUUCCCAGUGUAUUGCUACUCAUUCUAGAAGACGAGAGCAUUAACUUGAAAUUGAAAACUCUAGAUUUCUUGAGUCAUUUGUUCGUCAGCAGCUUUAAUUAUAGUACCUUGUUAAUACACAGCAAAGACAUACGACAAUGCGUAGAACACAUAGAGGCUGACUGGCGAUCAGUAACUAGGGAGGAGGAUCAACACGUAAUGAUAAAAAACGCGAAAUUCGGUCGUUAUGUAGCUGCUUCAUGCGCAAUUUUCAUGCAGGGUGGCAUUUUGUGCUUUUGUUUCGUGACAGCGUUAACUACAGUCGAGAUUCAAAUUGGAAACGAGACAAGAGUCUUACGCUUGCUGCCUUGUGCAGUAUACAAGAAGCUGGUGAACGUCGAUGAAAGUCCAGCAAACGAAAUCAUGCUUUCUCUGCAAAUUUGGUCUGCUCUUAUCGCGAACUCUAGUACAGUUGGAAUUUUUAGUCUCGCAGCUGUACUAGCUGCUCACGCGUGUGGUCAAUUGGACGUAAUUAUGGCGUGGAUUACUGAAUUUGUUAAGGAAACAAGAAAACAGAAGGAAACUAACAGUUUUCAGGAAAUUGGAGUAAUCGUGGAGCGACACCUGAGGACACUGAAUUUCAUAUCGUGUAUCGAGGUUGUGAUGAACAAAAUAUAUUUAUUGGAGAUGUUGAGAUGUACGAUGAACAUAUGUCUAAUUGCCUACUACAUUCUAUCGGAAUGGGAUGAACAUGAUAUUCGAAAUUUGACAUCGUAUUUUAUGAUGUUCGUUUCAAUCUGUUUUAACAUUUUCGUAAUAUGUUACAUCGGUGAAAUAUUAACGGAACAGAGCAAGAAAAUUGGUGAUGCCGUUUACUUGACAAACUGGUAUUAUUUACCCAAUAAAGAAAUCCACGACUUAAUUUUGAUCAUCGUGCGAUCGAGUAUGGUCGUUCAAUUAACUGCAGGGAAAAUGAUUCAAAUGACAAUUAAUACGUUUGGUAAUGUGAUAAAGACAGGUUUCGCAUAUUUGAAUUUGUUGCAGCAAAUGAUGUGAUGAAGUGGAAUUCUGAAAGGAUAUUAUAAGAAAAUAUCAACAAAUAAAUAAGUCGACGA